AGGCUGCAUCGACAGAGAGGCUUUCCCACACCAAGGGGGGGGCGUUGCUGCACGAGAUCCCCCACCCCAGCUCGCGCCGACGCCACCAUGAUGGACCCCUCCUCCUCCACCGCCCCCGCGGCCGCCGUCCCCGCCCACGCGCCGGCUGCCGCCUCCAUCGGCGCUGGCGACGGCGGGGGCCCCGCCGCCGCGGUGUCGGCGGCGGUCGCCACGGCAUCCCGGCGGUUCCAGCACCUGCUUGACCGGUCCACGCCGCACGUCGGGCGGCGGUGGCUGGGCCUCGCCGGGGUGGUGCUCGUGUACGCGCUGCGCGCGUGGUUCGUCGGCGGCUACUACAUCGUGACCUACGCCCUCGGCAUCUACAUCCUAAACCUCCUCAUCGCCUUCCUCUCGCCGCAAGUCGACCCCGAGGUCGCUGAGGUGCUCGGUGAGGGCCCCGCGCUCCCCACCCGCGCCUCGGACGAGUUCCGCCCCUUCGUCCGCCGCCUCCCGGAGUUCAAGUUCUGGUAUUCUAUUGUUAAAGCAUUCUGCAUUGCUUUUGUCAUGACGUUCUUCGGCGUGUUUGAUGUGCCUGUGUUUUGGCCUAUCCUUCUUUUCUAUUGGGUGGUGUUGUUUACGGUCACAAUGAAGCGUCAGAUUCUUCAUAUGGUAAAAUACAGAUAUGUUCCAUUCACCUUUGGAAAACAGCGUUACAGUGGGAAAAGAGCAGCUUCUGCAGAUGAUCUCACACUUCCCAAGGAUUAAGCAAUAAGGAAUCUGGAAAUGUGAAAUGCUUUUGUUAGUUAUUACAUAGUAACUGGAAAUUGCUUACAGUGGCUGCUGAGUCAGUCCAGAGGCAACUCCUCACAAUGAUCUGAACGUUGCAGUGCUAACAUCAAAGCAUUAGAACCUCGUUGAACCCCUGGUAUCUUUACAGUGCUGACAGGAUAGGCCUUGGCAGCCUGCCCUGGAGUGCUUUUUUUUUCCAAUGGUGUUUCCGUACUAGAGCAAAAUGACUGUACACAUUUGUUGCUCCACAUCUCCUUGUAUAUCACAUAACGUGGAGAAGGAUGGCCCAGAAUAUUGUAUACUUGAGUUUUGUUAAAUGCUUUAUUGAACCAUCGUGUCAUGCA
Messenger RNA from Brachypodium distachyon (stiff brome), 1112 nucleotides. Its product is annotated as protein RER1A. Gene Ontology annotation, cellular component: Golgi membrane. Gene Ontology annotation, biological process: retrograde vesicle-mediated transport, Golgi to endoplasmic reticulum; protein retention in ER lumen. The coding region runs from base 88 to 744 and encodes 218 amino acids. NCBI's taxonomy places the organism in Eukaryota, Viridiplantae, Streptophyta, Magnoliopsida, Poales, Poaceae. The transcript has 3 exons. The record is from RefSeq and is a predicted model, not a curated record.